Messenger RNA from Leptinotarsa decemlineata (Colorado potato beetle), 3410 nucleotides. It is a transcript of the gene AMPdeam, whose product is annotated as AMP deaminase. Gene Ontology annotation, biological process: IMP salvage; AMP metabolic process. Gene Ontology annotation, cellular component: cytosol. Gene Ontology annotation, molecular function: AMP deaminase activity. The record is from RefSeq and is a predicted model, not a curated record. NCBI's taxonomy places the organism in Eukaryota, Metazoa, Arthropoda, Insecta, Coleoptera, Chrysomelidae.
UUUGAUAAACCGAAGAUAUCGAUGAACUGACGCAAUCGAAAACGACCUUUUUACAACUCUGUUACUUUCUGGUGGCGUCGCAUGGUGACAGUGUGCGCGAAAUAGUUCGUUGGGCGACACUUGCACGAUGUUUUUCAACCAACCCCUUCCAGAAGGUAGUGCCAGAGCUCCAAUAUUUCGUGCCAGGACCAGGAUCGACAGCGGGGAAACAGGGGAGAGGAAUUUGCCGGAGGGAAAUGAGAGCCCCUCGUUUGUGGCAACUGCCCCCUUUUCUGGUGGGGAACCAGAACUACCAAAUGAGAUUUCCGCUCCCUACGAAGUUCCUCAAUUCCCCAUAGAACAGAUCGAAAAAAAAUUGGCUAUCCAAAGGCAACUGAAUUACAAAGUUAAUGAAGAUAGACGUAGUCACUAUGAACCGUCGGUUGCAGGACCUGUUGAGGUCGAAGAUCUGGAUGAGCAUGAUCUCUAUGUGCCACAUUUCCAGAGAGUGUCUAUUUCUGGCGAGGACACUAGUGGGGUACCACUGGAAGACCUUGAAAGAGCUUCCAAGCUCAUCAUUCAAGCCCUGCUUAUCCGAAAACGCUAUAUGAAAAUGUCUCACCAAAGUUUUUCCUCCACGGUCGCUAGAUUCUUGGAUCCAGACAAAGAACAACAGCACCAUGACGAGAAGCAGUCAAUAGAAGAUCGAGAAUAUGCUGAGCUGCUGACAAGAACGGCUAGAGCUUCGUUUGACGAUUUCAUGUUGGGAACACUCAACAAAGAUAAUCUCGAGCAGAUUCUCACCGAUGAGGGUUUGGAAGAUCAUGGGAUCCACCCACCGAACCACAAAGCUUGGGAAGCUCCGGACACGCCAGAUACUGAGCACGUCUACAAAAAGAAUCGCGGUGUCUACAACGUUUAUCCCAAUGGAAUCGAAAUGAAAAACGAAAAGCCGUGUCCUUACGAAUACCCGGAUGUCGUCACCUUCACCACAGAUUUCUACAACAUGUGCAAUAUGAUUGCAGACGGACCUCUGAAAUCAUUUUGCUACCGGCGCUUGACCUACCUGUCGUCAAAGUUCCAGCUGCACGUCCUCCUCAACGAACUGCGCGAGCUGGCCUCUCAGAAAGCGGUGCCUCACAGGGAUUUCUACAAUAUCCGCAAGGUCGAUACACAUAUACACGCAGCAUCAUGCAUGAACCAAAAACACCUGUUGCGGUUCAUCAAAAAGACCCUCAAGAACUGUGCUGACGAAGUAGUGUCGGUUACCAAAGGGGUACCAAUGACACUAAAAGAAGUAUUUCAGGUAAGUAUCUAUAGGACUAAGAUCUUGAGGUCGAAUAGGAUUUAUGAAAACUGUAUUUACUUUCCCCAGUCGAUGAGCCUGACGACCUAUGAUCUGACCGUCGAUAUGUUGGACGUCCAUGCAGAUAGGAACACCUUCCAUCGCUUCGACAAGUUCAACGCCAAGUACAACCCAAUAGGAGAGAGCAGGCUCAGAGAGGUGUUCAUGAAGACGGACAACUACCUCAACGGCAAGUACUUCGCUAAUAUCAUCAAAGAGGUCGCCAGCGAUUUGGAAGAAUCAAAAUAUCAGAACGCUGAGUUGAGGCUCAGCAUUUAUGGAAAAAGCACAGAUGAGUGGGAUAAACUCGCCAAGUGGGCACUGGAAAACAACGUGUACUCAGAUAAUGUUCGCUGGCUGAUACAAGUGCCCAGGCUUUUCGACAUCUUCAAGCUAAACAAAGUCCUGACCAACUUCGAACAAGUCAUCGACAACAUCUUCCUUCCGCUGUUCGAGGUGACAGCAAAGCCGAGCUCCCACCCCGAGCUCCACACCUUCCUGCAGUACGUCAUCGGCUUCGACUCGGUGGAUGACGAGAGCAAACCUGAGAAAAAUCCCCUCUUCGACAAAGACACCCCCACUCCCGAGGAGUGGAACGACGUGGAGAACCCCAACUACGCUUACUACCUGUACUACAUGUACGCCAACCUGACGGUGUUGAACAACUUCAGAGCCGAGAAGGGGCUCCACCCGUUUGCGCUGAGGCCCCAUUGCGGGGAGGCGGGACCGGUGCAGCAUCUGGUCUGCGGGUACAUGCUCUCGGAGAAUAUCUCCCACGGGUUGUUGCUGCGGAAGGUGCCUGUGUUGCAGUACUUGUACUAUCUGGCGCAGAUCGGGAUAGCGAUGAGUCCGCUGUCGAACAAUAGUCUCUUCUUGAACUAUCAUAGGAACCCGUUGCCGGAGUAUCUGGCCAGAGGGCUGGUUGUUUCGCUUUCUACUGAUGAUCCGUUGCAGUUCCACUUCACCAAAGAGCCGCUGAUGGAGGAAUACAGUAUCGCAGCUCAGGUAUGGAAGUUGUCAAGUUGUGACAUGUGCGAGCUGGCCAGAAACAGCGUGUUGAUGUCAGGUUUUUCUCACAAAACCAAGCAGUACUGGCUUGGUCCGAACUAUACAAAAGAGGGGGUAGCAGGAAACGACAUAGCCAGAACUAACGUCCCAGACAUCAGGGUGGCUUUCAGAUACGAAACCCUGAUAGAUGAACUGUCAAACAUCUUCAAAAGCCAUACUAAAGAUGAAUAACUAUAUUGUGGGAGAUAUAUAGCGGUUUUUCUGGAAACUGUUCUGCAGCUAAAACCUUGAAAUGUCAAUAAAGGCGUAUUUGGCGUGCAGAGAAGUUUUCAUACUGAACCGGGAAUGUUAUGUAUGUACAUUCUAUUCUGAGUCGAAACGUUAAAAAAAUGGUUGUUGAAGAGGGUAAGGAUAGGGCCAAAUACGGAUCCUUGAGGUACGCCACAUAUUUCUGACGAUGUAUUUUUGGGGGAAUAUUAUUGGAAAAAUCCAGGUUAUUGCUGUAUUCUGGGACUACAUAAUCAACACUGGCAUAUUUCGUUAUAAGAUAAGCCUUUUUAGGCUAUAUCCAAAUAGUAUAUCCACAUUUUUGUUAAAUAAGUAGACAUAUUGUGUUUACACUAGAAAAUAUUCCACGGGAUAAAAUAUCUGCGAUUUUAUUUAUUAACAGAUGAUUAAUAUAUUAGUUUGAUUGUGAUGAAACUGAGCCUUAACUAUAUCAAUUAUCAUUUUUAUCGAACUUGUUAGUUCUUCCACGUCUGAUAUAGAUAUUUUUAUAGCGAUUUUUAUACAUCUUUCUAUUUUGUUUCACCCGAGAUUCUUUAUUGUACUGUUGAUUAUUGCUGAGUAUUACUGUGGGUGGGACAUGGGAAUUAUCGAUCUCUAGAUGUAGUUCAAGUCAACAGCUAUGUAAGUAAUGAUUCAGCUGUUGUUUUUAAGCUUGACAUGUGACAUUCAUUGCAUUCAGUCUGAAUGGUUUGAUUUUUACUGCUCAAGAGAUCGGCUAGUUCUUGGAAAACCACCUGCAUCAUUACAACAUUUCUAAAAUGUAUGAGAAUAAAAUAUACUUUAUGUCGAA